GCCGAUGGUGGUAACGUACGAGCGCCCAGCGCCGAGUUGCUUUCACAUUUCGCCCACUACUACCCGCCCCGGUGUAGCCCGACAACCCGAGUCGAGUCGAGUCGAGUCAGCUAACAGCUACCAACAUCAACUAGCCCAUUUGCCUUUGCGUUUGUUAAAUUUCCGAUUCCGAAAAAUUCCAACUCGAUUCGCCUUCGCCCGCCGCAGAACGCGUUGCUGGGCCAACAUUUUCAUAUCCGGCUCGACACCGCCCUUUGCACACCAUUCGGUCUUGGCAAUUUCUCAUUUUCUUUUUUGGUUUUGUUUUCUCGCCCGCGCUUUCCUUCUUCGUCGGUUACACAAAUACACAUAUACACUCACGCGCGCACAAAUUUUCCUCUUUUUUUUCUCCCUCACUCUCUCUCUGUCUCUCUCUCUCUCUUUCUUGUUUUAUCUAGCCUAUACCUACUCGAGAAAAACAAAAAACAAAAAUGAAAAUCGCAUUUUGCGCCACUGUACUGUACGUUUCGUGCAUGCUUUGAUUAUUCGGCAGCGGUGCUUAUGGUUUUUUGCUUUCAAAUUUUCAUCGAUUCGUUGGUUUUGCAAAAAGAAAAAAAAAGUCACGAGUCGCAAUGUGCUAAGUGCUUGGUGAAUGAUGUCGCGUUACGUUGAAAAAGCGUGUGAAAUUUUAGCAUACGAGUGAUACGUAUAACGAUAAUAUGCCCAGGUACUCGUGCUCGUAAUGGCCAUUCGUGCGACCGCGUAUGUCUGCCUGUGCGCUGGGUGCAGCAGUUACGAAGAAAUAUUUAGUUGUCGGCAAUAAGCCGUACGAGGCGCGAACAGCGGGCAACGGCAGUCAAACGGACAAGCAAAGAUGACAAAACCACGUAUUGAAGUCUACUCGUACGAGUAAUCGAAUAUCGCUAUCGCUGUCGCAAUUUCGCCUAUUGGAUCAGAUUAAUUGACGAUGGCUCGAAUGAUUCAGGAUACGUCACAUUACCGGCCGUCCUAUCUGGCUAAUAUUCUUCAUUCGUUUCCUCAUCUUAAUGUCAGUCUUCAUUUGGUCAACAACACAUUCGCUCCUGAAAGCGAGCUCUACCUAGAGUCUUUAGGCAUUUUAGGUUCAAUUCCCGCAGCGUGGCUCAUAUUAACUUUAUUCUUGCUGUUGAUUUAUUUAAUGACGAGAUGUUGCGACAGAAAGCCUCGGCCUAAGCACAGUAUUAUCGUUUUAAAGUGGACUCUGGGUAUAUUUGCUGUGUUGUGUUGCGGAGCGAUCGGUGUCAGUUUAUACGGAAAUGAUGAUUUACAUAACGGCUUGUCAGGAUUCGUUGUUUCUGCGCAAGCAAUCGACGAUAAAAUCAUGACCAUUAAAAAUCAGACCAGAAUGAUCAACGAUGCUUUGAAUAUUACCAUUGAAAGAAGCUCGGGUAAACUUAGAGACGUUUUCGACGAACCAGUUGAAAAUCAAACCGCACUCAGCGAAUUAUUCACCGCUCUUCGUCACUUUUCCGCUAAAAAGGACGAAUCGCUGAAAAAUUUGCGCGAUAUUAGUCGCGCUUUGCAAUACGUCAGCUUGCAGCAUACUAUAAAUUUAGUACAUUUGGCCGAAACUAUUAGGUGGCCGUUAACAAUGGGAGUGCUGUGUCUACUGUUAAUUUUCUGCAUCGUUUUACUUUUUGGAGUCGCCAGACAUUCUCGAUAUGCUUUAAUAAUGUUUUCGGUCGUGGGUUUGUUCGCUGUUAUUAUUUCGUGGCUAUUGGCGUCCAUUUAUCUGUCAAUAUCUGUGGCGGCUGGCGAUUUUUGCGUGAAUCCGGAUUUAUUUGUCGAACAUAAAGCACCUCCGACGCUGCAAACGGAUAUUUUAGUCUACUACAUUUCGUGCGAGAACUCUCUAACUAAUCCAUUCACGCUGUCGAUCAAACGAGGCACCGACGCGAUCGACGAAAUGCAAAAACAAUUGAUAACUAUUUCUCAAGUAUCCAAAAAUCUAUUCGCGCACAAAGUUCAUCCUCAUUUGGAGAUGCUGACCAAAGAAGUGUACGGUACAUCGGGCAUGAUAUCUACUCUAGCCACCGAAUUAGAAUGUAAAUUUUUCCACUCGAAAUACAUCGAAAUUUUACGUUCAUUGUGCCACGAUGGUUUGUUCGGAUUAAUGUUGAUGCUGUUAGCUAGUCUAGUUUCUGGAUUCUUCUUUACGAUUUUAGUGUGGCUCGAUUCGCAUACUUGGAUUUACAUUCGCAAAAAGCAAGAUUAUGCACGAGUAGACGAACAAGAUCCGUUUUUACCUCCGAGCGCAGCCUCUCAAGCGAUCGCAGCUAGAACACUUCGAAACCAAGGACGCGAUGUCAAUGUUAACGGAGCAGGAGGUACGGGAACGUUACGUCCAGCCGGUAUACAUCCAAUCGGCACCAUCAGUCAUCAGCGGCUCGGUAGCGACUCUGGCCAGUACGCGACUCUGAAUCGAAAAUUUCGAACGCUAGAUCAUCCGGCUAGACAAGGUAGACAUAUGGUGAGUUUCGAUACCGCGUCGCACACCUUGGGCCAUAGUCAUAAUAAGAAACAACAACUGCAACGAGGAGACGGCCCCGGACAGUACUCGACGCUGAGUAAGAAAUGCAAAACUUUGGAAUCGAACGACUUCUACUGAGAUCAAGCCUCUGCCACCUUGACAACGUUUUCUACCUUUUCAACGACCGUCGGUUAUCAGAUUACCGAGUUAUAAGAUGGAUAAACACGUAUUUAUUUUCCCCUUGGCCCCUUCUUCAUUUCGUUUAUUUGCUACGAUUUUUCGCGACUAGCCGCGAGCCGUCGCGUCGCGUUAAUUUAUUGUUUUCGACGUCCUUCGGGAAAAAUAAUCGAAUGAUAUGUAUUUCGAAUUCGAUUACCUACCGCAUACUCACUACCUACCUAUGAUAUGUUAUGUUAUACUAGUUUUUUUUUAGCUAUAGGUACAGGUGCCUCUCUACCUACCUAUGAAUAUUUUGUUUUACCGGGUAGUUUUAUCAUUUAUCUAGUCACAGUCGAGUAAUUGCAAGUUACGUUACCAGAUUAUUAUUCGGGCGGUAGUGUAUUUUAUUAUUUUAUCGCAGGUGUCGGACCAAUCUGCACUCAUCAAAUUUAUCGCGUUACGUCCGUUCUUAUCCGGUGCUUGUUUUUGUGAGAAAAAAAAUCUUCGAACGAAAUACUCGAGGGUUAUUUUACUUCGCGGCGAUCUUGUUUCAUCGCAUUUUACGUUUUUGUCUUUUUUCUUUUUCUGUUUUUUUUUACCUCGCACUUCUCCGCUUCUCCUACACGAUCUUCGUUCAGUUUAAAAUUCGGUACGUUAGGAGGAAAACAUUGCUCAGUUUGUCGUUUUGGAAAUGGACGGUUUCGUUUUUUUUAUUCUCUCGUAGAAGUCGUAGAAGUAUCGUUAUUCUGAGAAAAAAUUCGUUGUCCGUCAUUGGAUGUAGGGAGACGUUUUUUUCCCUAGUUAAUCUGAUUCGACGUCGACAAACGAAGCUAUAGUGAAUAGUGAAUUACAGCGUAAAACUGUAUCGCUGAUUUCCUUUCUGUAUGCUUCCGGUUACUCCACCUUCAAUUCCUUUUAAUCUGCUUCGCAUAUCGUUUGAAAUGAAUACCGCGGGUAAACUUCAUUCACGGGCCACGUUUCAUUUCGCGAUUGUACGCGAUUUUCAUCUUGAUCGUAAUUCGCUCGAGGUGUGUACACUGUACAGUGUACAGUGUACCGUGUACCGUGUGAAUCGUACGUUUUUGCAAUACUCGGGUGUAUUGCGUGCGUGCAUGAGUUGGCGUGGCGUCGGCGAGUACUUAUAGGUUUUUAGAGGUUCGUGGUCUUACCCCGUUCAAUUAGGUGUCUACUGUCUAUUUUUCGAUUUUUAUUUCGUUCGUACAAAUAGGAAAAGUUCGUUAUUCGAAACGAAUCGCGCUCAAAUUAAUUUUUAAGCUUUAUCGUGUUUUUCAUUUUCAUCGCCUACCUAGUAAUUAUAAUGUUAAUAUUACCUUCACCCUUACCCUGUAUUAUGCAUACCCGUUAGAAUGUAUUGUCCGAUUGUGUUCUGCGUACGUACCUACCUAUUACGUAUGGUCGUAUGCACGAAAACACAUUGACUGUAUGUAAGGUGCAUAAUUGCAUAUCGUAUAAGAUGAUGAAUAAUCAAAUCAACUCCCUACUUCGUGUGUAGGCAGGUUAAGUACUCGUAUGUGUUCAGCGUGCUUCGAAAUAUCGAGCACCUCGAAACGGAAUUUUUUAUUGCAAAUAGGUAUACUGUAGGUUGACGAUGAUAUGUGCGAUUCAUCGUAGCCAACUGAUAUUUUCAUAUAAAAUUCGCCUCAGGAGUGCUCGAUGUUUACGAACACACUGCCCAUUCGGAUAGCCGAGCAUCUACGCUCGUCUAUUCCGUUUUGAAAGAAAAAAAAAACUGCAUAAUAUGAUUUUCUAGUCGAAACUAUUGUUUUCAAUAAUGCUAUCAAAUAAUUAAGAAAUGAAUCGGGUAAAUUAUGGACCAUUUUAUGUCGUGCGUUGCGUGUACCGUAAGACUAUACUUACCUGUAGUGGCUGAUUAGUCCGCUGUCUUUGAGUACCUAUAUACUUGUAUGGUAAUGGUAUAUACGUAUAUUGGGUAUGUAUAGUGAGAAUUGGCCAUUUUUCAUUAGAAGGUGGCAGAGGCAUGUCUUUCCCUUAUCCCAAUACCUCCUUCAUUCUCCCCCCCCCCACCCCGCCCCCUUAUCGUUGUAAUAAAAUUAGUUCCUCGUAAGUAAGUUGUGAAUAAUCGUGCAUGCGUUACACGAAUUUGUGAAUUGUGUACAUAGUCCUAGAGAUACCCAUGUGGCAUAUUUUUUAUCAUUAUACAUAUUUUGCGCGUAGUGCGUCUGCGUCUGCGUACGCCGCAGUAUACGCCGCAGUAUACGCGCUUCAAGCUUCCGAUGAACGAGUAUCUUUCUUCUAAAAAGUAAAAAUUGCUCAUAUGAUAAUAUGCUUUUUCAGAGGACACGAUACGUUAUUGUACUCAUAUUUUUCUUUCCUCCGAUGUUGAACCCCUGUGAAAAUUAUUUCAACUAGAAAAAUUCCCCGUUAAGUACAUGAUCUCUGUUGACUGAUUUUCGCUACUUUUAAGCGUAUGUUAGUGCAUAAUAUCUCACUCGAGUGAGAAAAUGUCGAUUUUUUUCAUUUUUUAUUUUUUCUUAGAAAUAAUGCAUUCCUUUUUUUUUUACGAUCAAAUCAUGUAGAAAUAUUUAAAUAAUAUUAUACUUAUAAUAUUUUUUUUUAUAACUUCGUAGAUUUCGCGUUAGUAGUUUUUUUAAAUUUUUUUUUAUUUAUCUAUUUAUUGUAUGUUUACAUUUUUCAUUUGUUUACUUUUUUACUUUCAUCAAUAUUAUUCUUUUUUGUGUACCUUCGUUUAAAUUUUGAGCGAUUUCAAAAUAAUAAUGUAUUACAAAUUUAAGUACCUACAGUUUUUUAUUUUUGUUCAAUCUCGCUUCGUUUAGGUACUGAUAAGUCAAGUGCCUACGUAAGGUAGGUACCUAUGUAUGUGUGCCCUGUAAAUCCUAACUCAUUUACUUUGCAUUUUCUGGGUGCAUUGGUGCAAGCUGUGUGUACUGUGUCCUUUCCUACCUGUCAUACCAAGCCAUUUUAUUUACAACAUUGAUACAAAACAACACUACUCGUAAAAGAAUAGUCCAAAUGUACAACGAAUAGCUAAAUUUAUCAGCAGGCGCUAUAUAUGGAAUGAAUGUUACUUUUGUACGUAGCUAGGUACAGUUUAUCUUUACUCGGUUAGUGGAAGUGGCAUCUAAUAUGCGCAAUAUGGUAGUUCGCUCAUGUAAAAUAUGUGUUUUAACUGUUUAAAGUAUCUUGGUACUACUUACCAUCUCAUUGUACUUGUUUUACCUUGUGCAUAGGCCUACAUUGUGUAGUAUUCGCCAAAUUUAUUAAUUUUUCAGUUUGUUACACUAUUUUAUUUGAUUGAAUUUUUGAAUAAAUUACUUUUUAUAAAA
Messenger RNA from Planococcus citri (citrus mealybug), 5973 nucleotides. RefSeq names its product tweety (gene tty). Gene Ontology annotation, molecular function: volume-sensitive chloride channel activity; intracellularly calcium-gated chloride channel activity. Lineage: Eukaryota; Metazoa; Arthropoda; Insecta; Hemiptera; Pseudococcidae. Gene Ontology annotation, cellular component: plasma membrane. The transcript is spliced from 11 exons. The coding region runs from base 947 to 2626 and encodes 559 amino acids. The record is from RefSeq and is a predicted model, not a curated record.